This is a messenger RNA of Emiliania huxleyi CCMP1516, 294 nucleotides long. RefSeq lists its product as hypothetical. The record is from RefSeq and is a predicted model, not a curated record. The transcript is spliced from 3 exons. NCBI's taxonomy places the organism in Eukaryota, Haptophyta, Isochrysidales, Noelaerhabdaceae. Gene Ontology annotation, biological process: heterochromatin formation. The coding region runs from base 1 to 294 and encodes 97 amino acids.
AUGGCAGGCCGCGGCGCACUCGAGCGGGUAUUCGUCGGCCUCUGCCGCCGGACGGAAGGCUGCUGCCUCCCAGCCGGCCACAGAGGCGCCUGCGACCUGCGCGAGGUGGCCGAGGUCGACUACGAGGUUGAGUGCAUCCGCGAGCAGAAGCGGCGCCGUGGCAAGCUGACGUACCUGGUCAAGUGGCGCGGCUGGCCGGACGAGGACAACACGUGGGAGGCGGAGGACGCGCUCGAGGGCUGUCCCGACGACCAUCACUUGCGCAGCGACCUAGACGAAGAGGCCUCGUCGUAG